Zootoca vivipara (common lizard) is the source of this 7654-nucleotide messenger RNA. NCBI's taxonomy places the organism in Eukaryota, Metazoa, Chordata, Lepidosauria, Squamata, Lacertidae. The record is from RefSeq and is a predicted model, not a curated record.
ACCAGGGAAGCUCAACAGAGUUCUGCAUUCUGAGUCUGGUGUGCAGAUGCUGCUCAGGCGAGGCUGGAGGCGGACGGCACUCCUGUUGAUGCAGCAAAGAGCGCGAUCCCACGGCACAAACUGACUCCCCACCUGGAAGGAAGAUGAAGGGUGCCACAAGGCCAUGGAGCACGGCCCUCUCCAAGCAAGGGUGCCACGGGACAGAACGAGGGAAACCUCUGCCCUCCGCCCCCGUGGGCAUGAAGACCUCCAAGUCAUCCACCUCCCUCGCUUUCGACUCCCGGCUCAGCAAGCUGAAGAGAGCCAGCAGUGAAGACAUGCUCACAAAGCCAGGCGUCAUGGCAGCCUCAGGAGGCUCCCGGCUGAAGAAGACCAUCACCACGGGGGCCAUUUCCGAGCUGGCUGAGAACCGGCUGCGGCCUGCCACAGGUUCCAUCCCGUCGGCAAAGCGUACUGGGAUCCCAGCCCCGCGGGAGCUGUCGACUGCCCCGGGCAGAGAGAAGGCGGCCCUGAGACCCAGGAAGGCUCAGCCCAGCCCCACUUCCUCUGGGGCGCCGACGCCCACCAAGCACUCGCGCCCGGCCCCCAAGUGCAAGAAUGAGGGGGACACCGGCGAUAAGGCCACGCUGGAGUCGCAAGUCAAGGGGCUGCUGGCCGAGGCCAAGACGAAGGACUCCGAGAUCACCAAGCUCCGGAGCGAGCUGAAGAAGCACCAGGACCGAGAAUGGGUGCACUGCGAGCUGGACCACCCCGCAGGGGUGUCGCCAGCCGAGGGGGAGCCCCUAGUCCACACCCUCCAGGACCAGAACCGGGCUUUCCAGAGGGAGCUGGUGAGCCUCAGGGAGGAGAACCGCCUCUUGAGAGAGAAACUCAGCCGCCUGGAGCAGUCACCGCUGUCAGACACCCUGAGCAGCAGUGGGGGCUGCGGCAGCAGCCUUGCCACCCCCACCACGCAGGAGUCGAGCUUCGGCAGCCCCAUGCAGCCCCCCGGGAACCUCCGCGCCAACGGCGGUGCCCCCCUGCGGAACUCGGGGUCGUCCAGCAGCGACGUCACCAAGGCGUCCCUGUCUCCGGACGCCUCGGACUUUGAGCACAUCGUGGAGGCGCCGUCCAGGCCCCCGUCGUCGGGGAGCCACCCCUCCCAAGCCCCGCAGGACUCCCCCGCCGGGAGCUCCCCCAACAACGCCAGCGACCUCUCGGUGGCCUCGUUGACGGAGCGGAUCCAGAGGAUGGAGGAGAACCACCACUGCACGGCCGAGGAGCUGCAGGCCACCUUGCAGGAGCUCUCCGACCAGCAGCAGGUUGUGCAGGAGCUGACGGCCGAGAACGAGCGGCUGGCCGAGGAGAAGGCCCUGCUGGAGGGCUCCUUCCGGCAGCACCGCGAGAGAGCCGAGCAGCUCGGCCAGGAGAACGAGAAGCUGGCGGCCCUCCUGCAGGAGCGGCCGGCCGGCGACGAUGGCAAGGCCAAGACCAUCCAGGAGCUGGAGCAGCGUUGCGGGGAGCUGCAGGAGAAGGCCCAGUUUGAGCGGGAGAAGCUGCUCAACAUCCAGCAGCAGCUGACCAGCAGUUUGCGCGGCCUGGAGAGGGAGCACCAGGAAGCCCAGGCGGCCACACGGGGCCUGCGGGAGGAGGCCGAGCGGCUGGGAGGCCUGCUGGAGGCGGAGAGGCAGGGCACAGCUGGCCUGGCCAGGGCCCUGGAGGACUGCAAGGUGGCCCUGGAGGGGCUGAGGAUUGAAAACGGCUCGCUUCGGGCCCAGCUGGACAGUGCCAAGCAGAAGGCGGCGGACAUGGACACCGUUGGGCGGGGCGGGGACCCCGGCGCCAUGCAGGAGAUGCUGAAGGGAGCCCGGGGGGAGAGGGACCAGCUGGAGCUGGCCUGCACGGAGCUCAGGCAGGAGCUGCUGAAGGCGCACAGCGAGGUGAAGACCCAGCAAGGGCAGCUGGCCAAGAUUGAGAAGGAGCGUGCUCAGCUGAAGGAGACGUGCGACCGUCAGGCGGACCAGCUCAGCCGAACCAACCUCAAGCUCCAGGAGAAGACGUCGGAGAACGAGGCCGAGAUCAAGAACCUGAAGGAGACCAUCUUUGAGCUGGAAGACCAGGUGGAGCAACACCGGGCGCUCAAACUGCACGACAACCAGAUCAUCAGCGAUUUGGAGGGUAAUCUACUGAAAAUGGAAGUCCAGAAGACGGAUUUGGAAAGGCAGCUGAAGACCCUGAACAAGCAGAUGAAGGAGGACACGGCUGAGUGGCGCCGCUUCCAAGCCGACCUGCAGACGGCGGUGGUCGUGGCCAACGACAUCAAGUGUGAGGCCCAGCAGGAGCUGCGGACGGUGAAGCGCCGGCUGCUGGAGGAGGAGGAGAAGAGCGCCAGGCUGCAGAAGGAGCUGGACGAGGCCCAGGGAGGGAGCACAAGAUCUCUGAUCCCAGUCAAUUAGCCGGGCCCUGGAUGAAACACACAGCCAUGCGAGGGGUUCAGGACCGCCACACUCCUCCUUGAAAACAUGGGUGAAGAAUACUGGGUUUUAACCUGGGAAAGAAAUAUCUGAGCACUUGAAACAAAAUGAUUUCCUGGCAUUUUCUCCAGACCGUCAUUCCUACGUGUUCUCUGUUCUUUUUUCCUCUCUGAAACCUAACUUUUAAAAGGGGGAGAUUUAUUCUCUCUGAAGGCUACGUGGAAGCAAUAUGUGAGAAGCUGAAGUUUCGGGGUUGCUGCAGGCCCUCAAUUUUGCAAUCUGAUGCUUCAGGUUUUUUUAAAAAACAACCCAGCUCUGGGCAUGGGAAAGAGCCGGUAAUCUGCACACUUGAGGUUCUCCGCUGAGAACGACCUGCCACCGCACAUACCUCUUUGUUCUGGGUUUGCCACAGCAACUGUCCACACGGAGCACGGAGCAAAUGUCCAUUUGGUGGGGCUGAGCGUUGCCCAUCCAUCACCCGGCGGUCUUCACCUGCCUGGAUGCUUCCUCAAUGUCCAGCAACAGGGACCAGCCACUAGGUGGCAGCACACGACUUGAAACCCAGAAACCCAUUUGCUGUUCUGCAUACCACUUGCUGCUACUUUCCCUGAGAUCUGAAGGCAGGAUAGAAGAAAGGGCAGGUGGCAAUGAGGGUCGAGCGAGGAUGCCCUCGGUAGCUGCACUACAGAGCCGUCUUCUUGCGCCCCCACUUCUCUUCCCCCCCCCUUUGCAAACUUGGAAGCUGCUUGAAUUCUCCUGACUUGCAGGGGGGGCUGUGGGUCUCUUUCUCUCCAACUUGAAGCUACCCUUUUGGAUUACAAGAAUGCUUUGAAAACGUUGGGCUUGCAUCGCUGACGUUUCAGCCCGGGAAAUGGCUCCUUCCCCCCCCCCCAGACCAAAAGCGCCAAGAUCCCGGGAGCCCACGACCCUGCAGGGAGUCCUCUCUACAGAGCCGGCAGAAGGGUGGUCCCAUCUAUCCCUUGUGGAGGCAAUCAGAAGUCCACAUUUUGUUUUAUUUUACUCCUCAGAAUCUUUACUCAGGGGAAGUCUGUGGCAUGACCGACGCUCAUUCUGAAAUGCCCUGAAGUGCUGUUUUUGCGUUCUCGCAGAACAGUUGCUGAGAAAUUUGCACAAGUAGACUUUUGAGGGCCGGCAGCGGCCAGCCUCUGAGCCAAAUCUGGAUCGGUGCCAUUUAGCCCUCCAGCCCGAGAGAUGUAAGAAAGAGCAUGGAUGAACAGUGUCUUCACUCGUUACUAUUUUCACAGGGGUCCUUGGCUUGUUUCAUCCCGCUGCCUUGUCAUUGUACCCCCUCCCACAAGUCCCUGGGAGGUAGAAUAUUGUGAAAUUCCUUUCCAGCCGGUUUCUUAUAAGAAGUGCUGUUUCACUUGAAGAACUGACCCUGGAUUCGCUUCUUUCCUUUUCUCUUCCCGUCGCAUUUUCCUUUUGUGCCGCGACAGUGUGCCUGCCGGACAGGGAAUCCUCUCACCUUGAUUGUAUGUAAGCCACUCGGCUUUUGGGCUGAGGAGCAGGUUGCAAAUGCUCUAGAUCAAUAACAGCAAGGGGAGGGAAACUUCCAGCCUCGCACCCCUCAUCAUGCCCUUGUGUAGUUUUGCAGAAGGCACUGGGGUGGUGGGCUCCACUGGGAUCCCAGCAGGUCUCUGUUGAGAUUGUGCCACACAUAAAAACUUCAGACACUUUGCUUGAUCAGAGGCGCUGAGGUCAAGCCUGGAGGCCCACCACCUCCUCUCACAGGUGGUGGGGACACCCAGAAGUGCACCCGCCGUGGGGCAGAUCCCACUUGCAGACACUGGCGUGCAAUUCAGGAAUGCUCUGUGAUUGGACCACUUGACUUCCAUACUUGUAAACAUGCUUGAACCGGUAAUGACGACAAUUUGCUGAGCCACGUGUAUGUAUGUCUGUGUGUAAGAGAGGGAGGGAGAAUAAUAUUUCAACAGACCUGUACAAAACUGCAAAUAAAUCUGCGACUGGCAGCCAGGUGUCCUUCUCUGCCUCUUCUCUCUGUACCUUUGUCGGUUUAAAAUACCCGCUGCGCCUUCCUUAAACGUAGAUGUGAUCACAGCGAAUCUCCUGUCUGUGUGUGUGUGUGUGUAGAUUUCUACCUGGCGAGCACAUCCACACAGGUAAUGCUGGCUAGCUGCGUGGUAAGACUGCACCGCUGUUUACGUGAAGCCUCCAGCUCCUGAGGCAGUCUACCUCUGAAGACCAUUGGCUGGGGAGCAACGGUGAGAGGCAGGCCUUGCCUCCAAGUCCCGUGUCUCUGUGUUUUCCAGAAGGCACUGUGGGAAACGGGGUCCUGGAAUAGACAGACCAUUUGUCACAUCUGCUGGAGGGAAGCUUCUGUUCUAUGUGAGCACCUGCUCUUUUUUUGCAGUAUGCAUGCAGAAUAGCCACCUGUGUGUUCAUGCCCAGUAGCCCUUCGCACCCAGUAAAAGGGUUUUGGGGUCACAGCAAAGCCUUCUCCAACCUGAUGAGCUCCAGAUAUUUUGGUCCACACAACUCCUAUCCGCCCCAGGUCCGGACAUGGCCACUUGGGCUGGGGGUAAUAGGAGGUGUCGUCCGAAACAGGGCUGUGUCAGCUGGGGUUGGUGGGAGCUGGAGUCCAAAACAUCUGGAAAAGCAAAGGCCAUCGUAGCAGAUUGGUGUUUAGCCGGCCUCCUCCUCGGGAAAUGCUUAAAAACAACUUGGUCCUCAUUUUAUCAUCACGGGGUUGGGCUGGAUUUUCUGUUGGGUCCCUCUCAAUGGUACAAUUCUGUCAUUCCCCACCUGAGCAAACCCCGUGCCAUUGUGGCCCCCAAGGCCCCCUUCUCCUCUGGUCUGGUGCAUGCAGAAUAGCCACCUGUGUGUUCAUGCCCAGUAGCCCUUCGCACCCAGUAAAAGGGUUUUGGGGUCACAGCAAAGCCUUCUCCAACCUGAGCAAACCCCGUGCCAUUGUGGCCCCCAAGGCCCCCUUCUCCUCUGGUCUGGUGCACCAGCCCCAAGGGGCAAAUGCUGGCUGGGAACCCCCCCCCCCCCGGUCCUCAUUCCCCUGCUCUGCUGCCCUCCUGCAGAAUCCGGCCUCUGCUUGGCCUUUUGUGCCCUGUUUUUUUUAAAAAAAACCCCAGCCCAGCUGCUGCCCCUCUUAUUCAGGAGCCGGAAGCACACCACUCCAGUCUGCUAAAAAGCGAAAUUGAAAAAAUCCAAGUGGAUGUGUCUUCUUCCUAAACUCUGUUCUUUCCACACCCUGUAUUGGAUCAGGCCAGGACUGGGGUGAUAUGUCCCCAGGGGACUUUUUGCCCCUCUCACCGCUCUCCCCUUCCCUUUGGCACAAAAUCCGGGCACUUGGUGAGGGGGCAGGUCAGGCUGUGUUCACCAGGAGACAGUGCCUCCCUUGAGCUGUGAGCAAGGCUCCCCCACCUUGGCCCUGCCGUUCAUUGCCCCUGCUUCCCAGGGGCUCUUGUGCUGCAGAGAGAAGGCCGGGAUGCCAAAAGGGGGGGGGGAGAGAGAGAACCCCCUCCCAUGUACAUCUCCCCCCCACCAAAGUAUUCAGUGCCUAUUAAUAGCCCAGCCAAAGCCACGCAGCUGUUUGGGAAUGGACUGGGUGCCAGGGGGAGGGAAAAAAGAAUGGAUCUCAUGAGGCUCGGAGGAGAAAAGAGAAGCUCAUUCAGCGCAGAAUCUGAUGGUCUUUCAUCCGUCUCUUGUGCCUGUUGUCAUCCCCCCCCCUUUCCUGCAUCCACAUAAAUGGCGAGUCAUUGCAUUGCAGGUGGCGAGCCAAAUUUAAAAGCAUCAAUAGCAAAGCAACCACUGCAGCCAUGAGUCUCAAAAACUGACCACCCCAAAAGGCCGCACGGCCCUAAGUUCGUUGGUUUUCAAGGGGUACCAUAAUAAUUAUACUUCUCGUUAUGUUAAGCCUGGAUAAGUCGCUUGGGUAACAGGGUGGCAGAACAGCUGGUCCUGGCUCCUGCACCUCUUAGAAAAUAGCGUAAAAUGCACUUUCCAAUAUCUCAAGGGCUGUCGCUUGAAAUACAGGGCAAUCUUGUUUUCUCCUGCUCUGGAGGGGGGGGGGACCCAAACCCAAGUUCCAAGAAAGGAGUUCUGACUAAACAGCAGGAAGAACUUUCUGACAGCAAGAGCUGUUCAACUGUGGAACGGUCUCCCUUGGAAGGUGGUGGACUCUCCUUCCUGUCAUGCAAUGAUCUAGUUGCAGAGAUGCCCUCUUAUCAGGAAGUCCAUUCUCCACAGUGUGGGAAUCGGGCACCUCCUAACCUUUGGAACUCUCUUCCGUCGCAUAAUCAAGCAGGUAGACCUUGGCUCUCCAAUCCUGCUUUGGCGGUAAAUGUUCCUUUGCUGGCAGCAAAUUAUAAAGCUGUGGGAGAAAUCCUGCAAGAAAUAAUGAUAAUACUUAGCUUUUGCAUUAUCUCUUGUCAUCCUUAGCGUUAUUCGACAGCGCUUUUACAUUAUUUCUGUCAUCUUUGUCAUUAUUUUAUAGCAUUUUUACUUUAUCUCUGUCCUCAUUAUUCUGCAUUGCUUUUACAUUAUCUUUGUCCUCCUUACAGCGGGUCAGUGUUGGUAUAAGGAUCUUGUCAAUUUUGGUCUUUUUUCCUCCUCCUUCAGUUCAUUCUGCCUCACUCCUGCGUUCGUUUUUCCCCCCAAAUCCUCAUGAAAACGCUUCAUCGUUUUUAGGGAAUAUUUCUCCCAAUAACUUUUUGUAUUUGCAAGCAAUUCCCCCCUCACGUAAUGCAUUUUUGUAUGCUGUUUUCACUCGGACACACGAGUGGGGAACCUUUGGCGCCCUGAUGUUGCUGCGCUGCAACUCCCAGCAGCUCCAGCAAGCAUGGCCAAUGUCAGUGAUGGGAGUUCUAGUUCAGCAAGAUCUGGAGGGCCAAAGGUUCCCCACACCUCGUUGGGUUUUUUUACCCCAUUUUGAAGAACUGAAUCACAAAAUCCAGAGACGUGCAGCUUUCUAAGGACAGCUGCACAUUUGUUUACCACGUUGUUUCAGGAUUGCGAGGGGGUUGGGCUAGAUGACCUUUGGGGGACCCCUUCCAACUGUACAAACCGAUGAUUCCAGGAAGUGGGAAGGAGGUUAAAAUGCAGGCAAACACAGGCAAAAUCCCAGGGCCAGGACUGUUUCACAUCCACCCCACCAGGGACUCAUGCAGAUCGAGAGGAUUCCUCCCUCUCACCUUCCUCUCAUCUCUUCC